Messenger RNA from Branchiostoma floridae (Florida lancelet), 5631 nucleotides. RefSeq lists its product as uncharacterized. NCBI's taxonomy places the organism in Eukaryota, Metazoa, Chordata, Leptocardii, Amphioxiformes, Branchiostomatidae. Gene Ontology annotation, cellular component: cell periphery. The transcript has 13 exons. Bases 743 to 4648 code for a protein of 1301 amino acids. The record is from RefSeq and is a predicted model, not a curated record.
CCCUCUCGUAUGUCCCUUCCCCGGCCCUGACCUCCCAGGCCGGCCUCCUGAUGAAAAACUGACGGAAUCCGCACGUCUUGUGUCGUAAAAACCAUCAGCACCCCGAGGAAGAAUUCGUGGGAUGAUUGGUACCACAUCAGCGGCGGGGCCCGCCCGUGGGUAGGUUCCUCCCCCUGCCUGCUGUCGUCGCUUCCUCGGGACGUCGUCAGACAUGCGUCAGCUGGCAGCAAGGUCAAAGGACAAGGCGAACCUUGUGUUCCAACCUCACAGCACAACGCAGUGAACAUUUGGGCUUCGUACCGUUUAAAGACGCAUGCCGAGUUUUACCGACACUUCCUGCCAUCUUUCUGUUCAUUUGGGAUAUUGAGUACCUGGCGUGUCACUGACGACUGACGUAUCCGUCCCCGUUUCCAGACCUUCCGGACACACGGAAUUCGGAAAGGCAUACUACUACGGCUCCGCAGCAACAAGUUGAUACUAUGAUACAUCACCUCUCAGUCGGAUUAAGAUAUUCAUACUGAGUCCGACGGAAAAUUGGCCUGUUUCCAGCGUCUGGAAUUCUAUGAGCUUGUUCACAAGCUCGAUAACAAGAUCGAUGGCACUGACGUAUAACAGGGAACUGUAAUCUACAGACACCGAACAAGACCCCCUGACAUGACUGACGCCCGUGUCCUUACGGUACCCAUGGGUGAAGACGAGUCGUGUUGGUCAUGAUGUUCACCUGGGAAACUUUGCCUCAAACAUGCAGGCUGGUCCGCAGUGCGUGUCGGCCAUGGGUGCAAUAUGGCGGCGGGCGAGACAAACGUCGUUUGGCAGUUCCUAUGGCAACUAUUUCUACUUCAUCACGUCAUUGAUUUUUGCACAAGUCACGUCUGAGUACCGCUUCAACGUCCUGGCUCCGGACACGCACGUUGCCAUGUCAACAGAGGUGGACGUGGAAUAUUCCAUUCCCACUCAGGCCGAACUUGAAAAUGCAGUAAUAGAGGUUUAUGACAUUCUGAACUCCAGUGUUACCAGGGUUGCCCCGGUGCCUGUCGGGAUACAUGACGGCCAUAUGAACUUCAGUUGCGCGAUUUUCGACCACGCCGGCGGGUUUCUCUUCAAACUUCUCCUGGAGGAAGGCGGGCCCAUCUUGGUGGAGAGUGAGAUCAUGGACGUGGUGUGGCAGGACUUCUCCAUCUCUGUGCCGAACUCUCACGAGGCGAUGACGGGAGAGGUGCAGGUGGGAGUCAGGACGGAGGGUGAGGUGUGCAGCUCACAGCCCAGAAGAUUCCGCACCAACUUUGUUGUGAAAUAUUUAGGUACAAAUGACACGGUGGACCAGAGUGUCAAACCUUCGAUUGUGACGACUCAGACUCUGGAUAUACAAUCACAGGAGACACAUGUAACAGUCAGCUGCGAAUCUUUAGACCAGGCCGGGCUGUACCGAGUGGAGCUCAGGUCAGAGUUUAACGAUUCUUUGAUCGCCUCCAGUCAGGAUUUUCCGGUGAAGUGGAGUGAAAACUACGCACUAACCACCGAGAAGCAUGCAAUUUUCCCUUGCGUGUAUGUCGUGGAUGUGUCGUUCUACACACCUGUCUGUCACGGCCACGACAGGGUCCGUCUGUACCGCCAGGGGGCGGGACUAGCGGGACAGGCCUCCGAUCAGUUGGAGUACGUCACAGAGCAGCGGAUCCGUCCGGGGAAGACGUUUGUGCAGUUCACGUGCAGCGAGUUUGACCCCAGUUUCCCGGUCUACUGUUUCAAGUACGUCAGCAUUGCCCGGAGAGGAGCCGUCACCGAACAGGCAACCUUAUGUCUACCUUCUCAGUACUCAGCUCCAGCUAUAGAUGGUAACUGGGGGACGUGGGAGCCCUGGAGUAGCUGUCCCGUGACAUGUGGGGAGGGCCGCAUUCAGAGGUUCCGUGUGUGCAAUAACCCGCCUCCGUCGAACGGGGGCGCUUUCUGCGAAGGCGAAACGUUGGAGUCCGGUUCAUGUCAGGGACUGCCGCCCUGUCCGGCAGAAGACCUCCGCACCCUCCCGCCUCUGACGGUCCGACCUGUCGCCACUGACAACUGCGCCUGUGGCUGUACCCUGCGGGCACCGCAAGGGGGCGUGACGAGACCCCCGUACGGCGCGUGCGCCGGGGUAGUCACUUGGCUGAUUUGGGUCCUGGAGGAUUACAAGAUACGUCUGGAGUUUGAGGUGUUCGAUUUGGACAAGACACAGGAACGGCUAAAGAUCCGUGACGGUGGGGAGGCGACGUCGCCGCUGUUAUUCAGCACGGGGUCCGACCCGCCCACGACUCUGACGUCAUCAGGGAGUCGUGUGUUCAUCGAGUUCCGAGUCCAGCCGGACCUGCAGUCCUACAGCACCCGCGGCUUCCAGGCCUCAUAUUCAUCAUUCCAGCUGGUGCCCAGCACCACGGCGGUGACCACCACAGCGGCGCCGGAAGAACCCCUGACGUGGUGGCAGAAGGUGGAGAAGUUCUUCAAGCUGGAGAUCUUCCAGAACCCCGUGACUGUGGCCGGCAUCGUGCUGUGCGCGCUGGUGGUGAUCGGCAGCAUCAUCGCCGUCAUCUGCACACGCAUGUGCCGACGGCGUAAGCGCACUGCAGCCUACGCGGCCAGUGCCCAGAGCGAGGUGGAGGGCGGCGGAACCCAGAGUCCGCGCAGCCUCAGUCUCAACCACAUAGAAGCGACCUCUAUCGGCGCCCAGAGUCAGCGCAGCCAGCGUAGCGGCAGAGACAGGCGUGAGCAGCACCUGUCGGACAUGUCCAUGUCGGAUCUGUCUCACACGUCCAGACGGAAGCCCAAGCAGAAUGGGAAGGUACCUACUGGAUACGCGAACCACAUCUACAGCGCAUCUGCACCAGAGACCCCGCAAAGAUUCACGACCCUGGAGGAACGUCCGUCCUCGCCCACCGUGCAGGGACAGUUCCCCACGCCGUACCAGCUGGCGCAGGAGCAGCUCAAACUCAUGAGACAGCACGGACUGGAGCACUGUGAGCAGCUGUACGACUUCAGCAUGGCUGGCCCACCGAUGGAACCCGUCGUUCCCAGCCCAUACACCGGAGCGUUACCUAGCAACGUGCCGGGCAACGCCUACUUCCAUCCGAUCCAGCAGCCCUACAGUGUACAGGAGACAACAUUCACACAGGCGCCACCUGGGCCAGAAAACUACUCCAACAAUAACGCACAUGUGUACAUCCUGGACCCACGAUUUGAAAAUCACAGCCCCACACAUUCUAACAAAGAAAAGAGGAAAUCCAGAAGCCCUGUUAGAGACUCCAAAAGCCCAAGGAACUCGCCCAACAAAAGGCAGCUGCCUACAAUGCCAAAGCCACAAGGUAGAAAACUACCCGUCGCGCCGCGGCCCGCGUUUUAUGCCGACCAGGAGAUGCCAGCCGCGGGGUUGUCACACGCUGCCGUCACAGCGUCAGAUCCACAGUUAGCACAUGCGACGAGAAAACUGAGGCGAGAAAAAAGUGAGAAGAAAUCUCUGACGCCAAACAUAUCAAGACGGAAAAACAGAGUAGAGAAGUUUGUGUACCAGCCCUCGCCGUACAACUCACUGGACAGAGCGAUAACGACCCGCCAUUCUAAACGUAGUAGUAAGCACAGGUCGAAAGGAUCCGUGAAGAAGUCAAGAACAACUGAAAAUUUUGCAGCCCAAGUACACAGUCCCUCAGAUGUACCGUCUUCAACGGACGGCAUGCGCAGCUCACAGGAGAUAAGAAUACGGGGACCUUCCGAGAGACGGAAGGGUCAUGGUCAUAGUCAUAGGCUGGGCAGUCAGGGCAGUCUGGGGAAAGCCUCCUCAAAGGCAAGUAAGGAAGAGCUUCAUAGAUCAUCUCGGGAACAAUUGCCAAAAUAUCCAGGAUCUAAGUCACCUGAUAAAAAGGUAAGCGAAAAAGGACAAACUCCGGAGAAAAGUAUGGAAGUAGCACAGGUUGUUGAGAGACGGGAGUCUUCACCUGAACACAAGAAAAUCAUAUCCAACCCGUCCGAGCAGAGGAAAAGUGCAUCACCUGACAGGAAGAGUCCCCAGAAAUCUCUGGACUUACGAAAACUUGGUAACGAGCACUCACUGUAUGAACAUCUUGGUUUGAACGACAAGAAGCCGAAAACGGGGCGAAGACUUGCGCACUACGCCGCACAGUCUGAGGAUAGUAGGUCCCAGUUCAGCAGUGAAGGGUCGUCGGCGUACGCCAUGACCAUGACACAGAAACUCUUUCACUUCGACGAUUCCGAACGGGAUCAGUACAGAACUUCCAUUGGUCCAGUCGGGGAAACCGUGUUUGAGGAUUUGCGAAAAAGCGCAGAUCUCGAUGACGUGGUGACCCCGAAUGGGCACGUCAUAUCUGGCGCCACUGAGGACGCUAAAUCUCCUAGCAACGGUGACGUCAGCUCCAAUCACUCCAGGAGACAACUCCCUAGGACGCCGUCAUUAGAUAUAGAUGGUAGAAAGACUCCUCACGACCAGGUGUUUGUGGACAAGACCCCUGAUCCUGAAUAUGAUUACUACAUGCCCGACCUGCCUGGAUCCUUCCUAAAGAUGGACCAAACUUACAUCGGGCGCCCUAAGCCCAUAACAACAAAUCAGAACGAGCUGAAAAAUAUCCAGGUUCAGUUGGAGAGCUGUCCCCCUGAUGCCGUCCGCAUGUAGAUAGGGUAUCAUCAGAAGACAGUACAAUGCACAAUGCACCAUAUAUGUUGAUGAUACGUUAUUAGAAAUAUCAAACUUUGAUCCAACACAAACUGAUGUAGAGAAAAUGAAAGGGGUCUAUCCUGACGGAGAACUGUACAAUAUAUCCCCACAUUUCGGUUAUCCUUUGUACGUAAUAAAUUUAGAUGAACUGUUCAGCCUUACUGGCUACGAUAGGUCAUUACUUCGCCACAGGAACAUGUGAUGUGCAAUGUGCGGUAUAAACCUGUGUAUGCGUCCCUGUCGUUCAUGUGUGAAAACCUGUUGUAUAGAAUCAUAUAUCGGGCGUAACAUGUGCGUUAGCACGACUGGGAACCUUUUCUACACGGCUCCAUCAUGGAUUUCAUACUGUUUGUGUGGUAUGGAAUCAUAUAUCAGACGUAACAUGUGCAUUAGACUACUGGGAACCUAUUCUACCGCUCCAUCAUGGGUUUUAUACUAUUUGUGUCAAGAAUAACUAUAACCAAGAACAAGCUCUGCGGAUGUAUCAGGUCAUUUAGACUGUUGGUUGCCCACUUUAAGACGCAAUACCUAUUCUUCUUUUUCCGUACUCAUAAAGUGCAAUUUUUGUAUCCAAAUUGUUACUGAACAGUGGGGCAGCGGCGAUCCGAGCACUAUUGUGAAGAUAUUGUUGGCAGAAUCUAAAUGACAGAACAGCUGAACCUGUAUCAGGGUUGCACGUCAGAAAUGCAUGAGUUAUGUUGCAAGUUUGAUCAUGGACCUACGAACAGGUCACCAAUUGCCGCAUACAAGUCCUUGAAUGUGCAAGAUGUGUAUGUAUAUAUUUCGUGUUGACCGUCGUAAUAUUCACUAAGGAAGGUCUACAACGCGGUCCUUCAGCCGUCAAACGGCAUGUCUCAAGGAAAUUUCGAAAGUCACUUCUGACAGACAGGAAACAGCGUUACACACAACGUUUGUUGCAAUAAAGUCAUUGGUACACCAUG